Molecule: messenger RNA, 626 nt
Organism: Exaiptasia diaphana
Lineage: Eukaryota; Metazoa; Cnidaria; Anthozoa; Actiniaria; Aiptasiidae
Exons: 3
Coding region: 40-429 (129 amino acids)
Biological process (GO): regulation of DNA-templated transcription
Molecular function (GO): DNA-binding transcription factor activity
Source: RefSeq, a predicted model, not a curated record
GAAAGACGUCUUCUGGAAAAAAAUGGUUCAAAUCAAGUUAUGGACAUGAGCGAACAAGGCCUUCCGUUUUCCCAUUUUCUUAGGCAAAGAGAGCAAGAGUUUUUGCAAGAUACUGGUUGUGUACCAAGGAAAUAUAACCCAAAACCAAUGGAGCAACCCUCUACAUAUAACAUACCUACMAACCCUGGAAGUAACAAAGUUUACAAAACSGACUACAACAGAAGAGCACGAAAUGUCAUAAGCAGCAGGAAAUACAGAAAAAAGCGCAAACUUCAGUACGCAGAACUUGAGCGUGACAACAAAUUGUUGCAAAACUCUAUCAACGAAGCAGAGAAAAUCCAUGCAGAGCUUAACCAAGCGUUCCGUAUGCUUAUACAACACGCGGAGCUUUGCAGUCACUGCUGCAAUGUAACUCUAUGCUUUGAGUAAAGAAGGUUAUUARAAAGAGAACGUUUGGUUUCCUGCAGGUUCACAAGUGGAACCGCUUCGAUUUGACAGUUGCAAUCAAAUUGCACCAUGUUUUUAUUUUUUMASUGGUACAAGCUAAAUUUAUGGUUGUCAAUGAAAUGUUCCUUGAAUUUAAAUGCGAUAUCAAUUAAAGGAAAUCAAAUAAUUAAAAAAGAAAA